Molecule: messenger RNA, 159 nt
Organism: Dovyalis caffra
Lineage: Eukaryota; Viridiplantae; Streptophyta; Magnoliopsida; Malpighiales; Salicaceae
Source: the annotation of a GenBank genome assembly
AUGGUUGCAACUAUCGUGACUUGUGAGAGUGAUCAAAAGGAUGAAGAAGAAUUAAUUAUUCGGUCCGGCAUUGGGCUUGCAGUGACUGCGCAAGUGGCAGAGUCCAAGACAUAUUGUGUCCAAAUGCUUGCCAGCAUUGUUACAGCUUGCAUUUUGUAA